Helicoverpa armigera (cotton bollworm) is the source of this 2868-nucleotide messenger RNA. RefSeq names its product glutamic acid-rich protein. The transcript is spliced from 2 exons. The coding region runs from base 620 to 2830 and encodes 736 amino acids. The record is from RefSeq and is a predicted model, not a curated record. NCBI's taxonomy places the organism in Eukaryota, Metazoa, Arthropoda, Insecta, Lepidoptera, Noctuidae.
UUCUUAAUGACAUCGUAAAAUUUGGCACAUAGCUUCGUCACCAAGUCACCACACCCUUCAUAUAAAAAAAAUGGAAACCAAAUAAAAAUUGCAGCAAAUAAUGUUUAUGAAAAAAUGCUCUGACGUGCCUCAAACAGAAGCAGCUGCACCAGAGCCACCAAAGAAAACACCAUCAGUAACAACAACCCCAGAACCAGAACCAGAAAAACCCAAGAAAAAAUGCAAAUCGAAAAAAAGCGCAACUGAACUGCCCUACUGUGACGAAGCACCGGCUAUCCCCCCACCACCACCCACACCUACAAUCAUCAUAGCAGACGACACACCACCCCCAAAGAAGAAACGAAGUUGUGACAGCUGUCUCUGUCUAGAAAGAGUUAGGAACCCACCACUGCCGACAAAGGAACAACUAGCUGCUGCCGAGGAUCCAAGAAUAAACUGCGUAGUUAAAAGGCAACUGCCAGGUACGGCCCGGUGUGACAGGAUUUUAGCAUUAACAGCUGCAACUGAAGACGACGACGACGCAGAAAAUAAACCCCCUCCACCAGGUAAUCAGUGUCUGCCAGAAGUAAGACCCCUUAAACAAAGGGCGACCGGCACAGAAUGCAUGGAUAGUUAGGAUAUGCGGAAAAUGGCUGACGACAAGUACGUAGACAACAGUCCACGUAGCUCCAAUGUUGAUUCAUUAAUAGAGAAGCUAAGGGUGGAAAUAUCCAAUGACUCUGAAGAUGACUUCAUGAAUACAAGAAGACUGACUAUUCAGUCUACAGCAAACAGAGCAGACAUGACGAAUGAGACUACCCACGACAUCGAUAAAGAGAUAACUGAACUAGAGAACCUAAUCAAAAGGUUACAAGCAGAAAUUGUUGAGAUGACCGAAUCUGCGAGCAAACCUUUAAACGAAUAUUACCCUGAUGAUGCUUUAAAUGAAGAAAACAGCUUCAUCAUCAGGGAUCAGGAUCAGGGAGAACGGCACUUGUCACCUCUAGUGAAAAAUGACAUAAACGACGAAAACGAUUUUAAAAUUAGAAAACACGGAUCGGAUGUCAUCUUCCCGGUCAUAUUAAAAGACAAUGGCUUGUUAAAUGAACAAGAAAAACUGUUUGCAGAAAAUAUGUCAAACCCCCCGACAAUUGUUUCUAAAGACGCAGACACUGAUAAUGAAGCUAUAGAUGGCGUAAGACGCAAUUUCUCAGUACUGUGGGAUGAUACGCCAAAUUCAAAUGACACAAAUUCUAUGCCUAAUCCAAUCAUUAGCGAAAUGCAACCAAAACCCUUAAUAGAUCCGGCCUUGGAGCAAGCAAUACCGGUAGGUGACCUGAAGUUUGUGAGCAAUAUAUCGAAACCACCAGAUAAGACUACAACAAUGAUUGCCCAAGUGGAACCAACUACUAAUAUUGAUAAAAUUCACGAUGAUGACGACGAAGAAGCAGCUAAAAAUUUUGAUGAAGAUCACAAUCAAGACAUUGAAAAUACGAAUUCUAGCCCAACUGCCAACGAUGAUAUUUCAAAAAUAGAAACUAGUAGUUUUUCUAGCUUAUCUGUGAAUGACAAUAUUUCAAAAAUAGAAACAUUAAGUCUUUCAGAAAUCGUCAAUGAGCACGGAUCCGAAGAUCUACCUGUAACAUUGAAUAAUGAAGCUAUUAUUCAGAGUGAUCAUGUUAAAACCUUACCCGGUGGUGCGGAGAACCUUACCACUGUUACUACAGACCCAAAAAUCGCAGAUUCUAACAGAUCACCAUCUUCAGAAUCUAAAAAAUCUAUUCUCAAACUAAGCAAGAAAGAUUUACACGCGGCUCCUCCUAGUAAUACAGCUGAACAAAUAAUAUCAACCAUACUCCCUAAAGAAAAUCCAAAUACUAACCAAGAGGCAACUAAAACUCCCGCAAAACCUGUUUCAAAAUCUGAAAGCAAUGACAGUGGCAUAAUGAAAACUGUCAACAAGAAAUUGCGUAAACUUGUGGGUAAAGUUAGUAAAGCUUCUAUAGAUAGCAACAAAAAUGAAACUAAGACUCAAAAUUCUUCGACAUCAGAUAGUGAUAUGUCAAAAAAGAAUCGGAAAUCUGCUUCUAAGGCAAAAAGUAAAGAUUCGUUGACACAAGACGAGAAGGGUAAAAACAAAACUAUACAUGAAUCAAAGUCUUCCACUAAUAAUAAAGAAACAGCUACUGUCAAACCUCAUAGGAGCUCAAAUUCCGCCCAUAAAAGCUCUCACAAGACAGGAAAGGUAAAGUCUAAAUCAUCUCUUUCUCAAUCCAGUGUUGAUAACCCCAAUUCUAGGAAUGAGAGUGAGAGCAAAAUAAAAGCAAUAAAGUCAAAAUCUAUCAAGUCUUUGAAUUCUGCUAAAGAUUUGAUUACAAAAGUCGUAACCAAACAUGUUGAGAACAAAGAUAAUAUAGCGAAGGAAAAUGUACUAAAUACAGUCAAUACCAAAAUACCUAUCAACGCGACUGAAGGUCCUCAGAUUGUGGACACUGAAAAUAUAUUUGCUAAAAGUGAGAUUAAUUCAACUCAAAUACCUAUCACCGUAACAAAGGCAGUCAGUAACGCCGAUGUGAUUCCAAAGACUUACUCAGGCCUUACAGAAGAUUCAAUAGCUGAUAGUAAAGAUGAAUCUGCAAAAUUAGAAGCUGCAAAAGAAGUGACCACAAUGAUAGUAACAGAAGAUUUUGGUUCUAAUGCGGUAGAAGAAGAUUUGGAGGGCGAGGAAGAUCUAAUGGAUGAAGAGGAUUUGCCUAAUGAUAACGAUUCGACGCCGGGUGAUGAACAAGAAGACGAAAUGUUGGAUUGUGUUGAUGAUGAUGAUGAAGAAAACCCUUACGACGUAGACUGACUCACAAACUGAAAUAGACCUUCCAUUAACUGAAAUAA